AUGAAGCGCUUUUUCAAUUCGCUUUACGAAGGUACAGGCAUCAUCACGGACGCGGGGCAACGCAGCAUCGCAAGCCGCGUGUCCGCUUUGGCAGUGGAGGGGGUGCUGGCUUUCACAGUGCUAGGCACUCUCGGCGUCGAUACAGCACCCCUCAUCGCCGCUGCAGGAGUCACCGGCGCGACGAUUGGGUUUGCGUGCAAGGACUUUGGAGCGAACUUUGUCGCCAGCAUCGCCCUUUCUGGCCAGCGAGCGCUCCGCACGGGCAACAAGGUGUCCAUCGGUGUUGGUCCCACCAUGGUCUCUGGCACUGUUGUAGACUGGGACACACGCUACAUCUACCUCCAAAAUGAGAAGAAGGCUGUUCUGUGCGUGCCGAACAACGUGAUACUGAACUCCGUCGUCACGUGGGAACCCCCGAACUCGAGCGCUCCACUCGCAGCGGAGAGUGCCGCCCCGGCGAAGGACAACAAGGAGUGGAGUGCGGCCGCCGGUGCAGCUGGGCCGCCAAAGAAGUAG
Molecule: messenger RNA, 516 nt
Organism: Leishmania braziliensis MHOM/BR/75/M2904
Lineage: Eukaryota; Euglenozoa; Kinetoplastea; Trypanosomatida; Trypanosomatidae
Exons: 1
Coding region: 1-516 (171 amino acids)
Biological process (GO): transmembrane transport
Cellular component (GO): membrane
Molecular function (GO): mechanosensitive monoatomic ion channel activity
Source: RefSeq, a predicted model, not a curated record